Molecule: messenger RNA, 216 nt
Organism: Gongylonema pulchrum
Lineage: Eukaryota; Metazoa; Nematoda; Chromadorea; Rhabditida; Gongylonematidae
Source: the annotation of a GenBank genome assembly
AUGACUGGCGAUGAAGCUGCUGGAUUCUUUCGCAAUGAUCCGCAUGCUUUCAAGAUUUACCAUCGUGGCUAUCAAAAGCAGGUGCGUUUGCUUCGAAUUAACUUGUGUUUGAGAUGUCAGUGGUUGAUCCGUUGCGAGAAAAGGGAUAGCUGGUCGUUUGGGCGAUCACGAGACGUUAAAUUCUUCAAAAUAUACGAAAGUUAUGCGCGGUUUUAG